UUCUACGCUUCGUACUGUUGUGGUAUAGUUUAUUUGGUGAAAUAGACAAAUAUCCUUUGGUUAAUGUAUUUACACAAUUUUCUGGUGCCAGUGGAGAACGCAGUCACUUCAUUCUCUCCGUUCUGCAAGGAAUCGUCAAAGUCUUCUAAGCUAUAAAAAUAUUUGCGACUUCCUUUAAAAAUCGCUCAAAGACAAAGGAAAUGAUGGUGUCGCGGUUGUCUCUCGGUGCAAAACCCAUUUUGUUCGCUCUCAGAGCUUUCUCACAGAAACCGGUUUUGCCUAAGUACCCAGUACCUCAACUCAGUUCUACCUUGGAGAAAUAUUUGAAAUCUGUUAAACCGUUUUUGACACCGGAAGAACAAAUUGAAGUGGAAAAUUCAAUAAAGCAGUUUGGUGCCCCAGGUGGAGAAGCAGAAACAUUGAACGCUUUGCUUUUGCAAAGAGCAAGCAAAAUGGACAAUUGGUUAGAAGAGUGGUGGGUAAAUACUGCUUACCUUCAGUACAGAGAUCCGGUUGUUGUGUUUUCUAGUCCAGGUCUUGUAUUUCCAAAGCAAACUUUUAAAUCUGAUGAUGAUAGAUUGACAUGUGCUGCUAAAAUGAUUGCUAUCGCUUUAGACUACAAACAUCUUAUUGAUUGUGAAAAAAUUCCACAGGAAAUGUUUGGUAAACACCCGCUGGAUAUGAGCCAAUACCAAAAAGUAUUCGGAACAUGCAGAAUUCCUGGGUCAUCUUGCGAUAGCCUUUCUUAUCACCCCAGAUCAGAGCAUGUAAUUGUCAUUUCAAAUAACCAUUUUUACAAAGUUGUUGUAAAAGAUGGUAUUCACUGGUUGAAAUAUAACCAGAUUGUUGAAAGUUUAAAAGAUAUUUGGUCAAAAACUUGUGAAUCUCCUGGUGCACCAAUAGGGUUAUUAUCCACAGACCACAGAGAUAAUUGGUUCUCAAGUUACGAAGAGUUAAAGAAGAUACCUAGCAACACUGAAAACUUAAAAGCAAUCGAGGAGUCAUUAUUUUGUUUAUGUUUGGAUGCAGUGGAUCCAUACUUUUGUAAGAACAAUAUGACAACGACCGGAAAGCAAGUUGUUCACGGUGGAGGUCCAAAGAGCAAUGCUGCUAAUCGUUGGUAUGAUAAGACGAUUCAGUUUAUUGUUAGUAAAGAUGGUGGCAUUGGAUUGACUUAUGAACACAGUCCAGCUGAAGGGCAGCCUAUUGCAAUUAUGAUGGAUUAUAUUAUGAAAAAUCUUGAAACUGCAGAAAGAGGAGAUGAAAAUAUCACAUCAAACUAUAAUGAAUUGAAAUUUGAAACUAAUGAUGCCAUCAAUGAUAAAUUGAAGAUUGCAGAAGAUAAUUUAACAAAAUUAGUAGAUGAUUUGGAGUUCAACUGCUUUUCAUUUGAUGAUUUUGGCAAAGAAGAACUGAAAGGGUUUCAGGUCAGUCCAGAUAGUUUCCUGCAAAUGGCUAUGCAGUAUGCUUUCUACAGAAUUCAUAAAGUACCUGGUGCACAUUAUGAAUCUGGAUCCACUCGGAUGUUCAUUGGUGGAAGGACUGAAACGAUUCGUUCCUGUUCUGUGGAAUCGAUCAACUUUGCCAAAGCAAUGAUGGACAGUUCUGCCAGUGACCAGAGCAAGGCGAAUGCACUCAGAACUGCGAUCCAAGCGCAUAAGGACUACGCACUUGCUGCACUAAAUGCCCAAGGGAUUGACAGGCAUCUGCUCGGAUUGAGAAUGAUCGCUAAAGAUAACAAAUUGCCAAUUCCAACAUUGUUUAAUGAAAAAGCCUAUAAGGAGAGCACACAUAUGAGAAUCUCAACAAGUCAGGUUGCCUCAUUAUGUGAUGGUUUCAUGGUAUAUGGGCCAUUGGUCCACAAUGGCUACUCAUGCUGCUACAACCCAAGGAAAAAUAACAUAAACUUUGGCACAUCAAGUUUUGUAUCUUGUACUGAAACGAGUGCAAUUAAAUUUGAGGAGGCUCUCAGGAACUCCUUGAAUGACAUGAGGAACGUUCUUCUCAAAGCUCCUCAGGCUAAACUAUAAAUGUGGUAUUUCCUUGAUGUACGCGAGCAAAAUAUUUUGGAUAUUGUGAUGUAAGAGAAUUAAGACAGUUCUAAAGAUUCUAAUAAUAUUUUUAUUGAUGCUUGAGUAUUAUAUGUAUAUAUAUUUUUAAAUACUAUUUUUUUGUAAAGUGAGUGAACUAUUUUUUAUUAUGCAUUGUUUUCAUGAAAGUAAAGAAUCUAUUUUAGAUACAAAAUAUAUUUAUUAUAUAUAACUAUAAUUCACCUCCCAAACACAGUUGUGGCCCCGUUUCAGGCAGGCACUCCACUAAUGCUCUCUCAAGUGCCAUGGUCUGAGACCAGUUGGGAGUUCAGCUGGGGUGGUACAUCUUUCAAAUAACUGAGGGGCCCUAGGUCAGUUUAGCAAGGACAGAAACUUUGUGUAGAGCAAAAGCUGGCUUGAUCCCGAUGCUCUGUGUGCAUAGGGACUGCAAAAGCACGGUCCAUCGAUCAUUUUGGCUUGACAAGUUUUUAGCAAGAGAUGUCAAAAAGUUACCACAUAGUUAACUGACUUGUGGCGGCCAAGCGUUUAUAGCGAUGUCGCUUGUUGACUCAGCAGUGGAAGAAGGGACUCUUGAAAUGAGUGGCCAGUAGCAAAGUCUGCUGUCGAGAAGGCGAGAGUGAGGCUGAUACUGCAAGUGCUCUUACUGUUGACCAGGUGUUGUUGGUAGUGUUCUAGGUAGACAGCGGGAGAUUGUCAAGGAAA
Molecule: messenger RNA, 2753 nt
Organism: Cimex lectularius (bed bug)
Lineage: Eukaryota; Metazoa; Arthropoda; Insecta; Hemiptera; Cimicidae
Product: carnitine O-acetyltransferase-like
Exons: 12
Coding region: 201-2030 (609 amino acids)
Biological process (GO): carnitine metabolic process, CoA-linked
Cellular component (GO): peroxisome
Molecular function (GO): carnitine O-acetyltransferase activity
Source: RefSeq, a predicted model, not a curated record